Messenger RNA from Prosopis cineraria, 441 nucleotides. Its product is annotated as 14 kDa proline-rich protein DC2.15-like. The record is from RefSeq and is a predicted model, not a curated record. The coding region runs from base 1 to 441 and encodes 146 amino acids. The transcript has a single exon. NCBI's taxonomy places the organism in Eukaryota, Viridiplantae, Streptophyta, Magnoliopsida, Fabales, Fabaceae.
AUGGCUUCAAAGGCCCUUGCAACCUCUCUUCUUCUCACUCUCAGCUUUCUCUUCUUCACCAUGGUUAACUCAUGCGCUCCAUAUUGCACGCCGCCGUCAUCGCCGACACCAAAACCUCCGACUACACCAACUACCCCUUAUGUUCCAAACCCUAAUUCUCCAUCCCCUCCUUCUUCCUCGUCCCAGGUCCAUUGUCCUAUAGAUGUCCUCAAGUUUGGUGUGUGCGCCAACGUUCUGAAUUUGGUGAACUUUACAAUAGGUUCUCCACCAACUGUCCCAUGCUGCAGCCUCAUUAUGGGCCUCGUUGAUCUUGAAGUUGCUGCAUGCCUUUGCACUGCGCUUAGAGCUAAUGUUCUUGGGAUCAAUCUCAACAUUCCAAUUUCCUUGAGUAUCAUUCUUAACAAUUGUGGAAUGAACAACUCUGGCUUCCAGUGUAAUUAG